UGCUUCCAACAACAAGCAGAAGCCAGCAACAUGGCCGACCUGGGGAAGAAGUACUGCGUUAACUGCCUGGCAGAUGUGACGAAUCUUCGGCUUCGCUGCACCGAUUGCCAGGACAUUGAACUGUGUCCGGAGUGCUUUUCUGCCGGGGCCGAAAUUGGCAAUCACCGGCGAUGGCACGGAUAUCAGCAAGUGGACGGCGGCCGUUUUACUCUUUGGGGUCCCGAAGCAGAGGGAGGUUGGACCAGCAGGGAAGAGCAGUCGCUACUCGAUGCGAUCGAGCAAUAUGGCUUUGGAAACUGGGAGGACAUGGCUGCGCACGUGGGCGCUUCCCGAACCCCCCAGGAGGUCAUGGACCAUUACGUCAGCAUGUACAUCCACGGCAACCUGGGCAAGGCCUGCAUCCCUGACAGCAUCCCCAACCGAGUGACCGACCACACCUGCCCGAGCGGGGGCCCGCUGUCCCCGAGCCUGACCACGCCGCUGCCCCCGCUGGACAUCUCCGUUGCCGAGCAGCAGCAGCUGGGCUACAUGCCGCUGCGCGACGACUACGAGAUCGAGUACGACCAGGAUGCGGAGAAGCUCAUCAGCGGCCUGUCAGUCAACUACGACGACGACGACGUGGAGAUCGAGAUGAAGCGCGCCCACGUGGACAUGUACGUGCGCAAGCUCCGAGAACGCCAGCGGCGCAAGAACAUCGCCCGCGACUACAACCUGGUGCCCGCCUUCCUGGGCAAGGACAAGAAGGACAAGGAGAAGGAGAAGCCGGCGCCGGGGUGUGGGGCCGGGGGGGCGGCUGCGCCCUCCUCUGUGGCGGGGGCAGCGGGGGCCGGCUCCUCGUCCAUCCCGGCCACCCCGAAGCGCAAGAUCACCAAGGAGGAGCGGGAACAGCGGGUGAAGCUGCGCGCCCUGUGCCAGUUCAUGGCGCACCGCGAGUUUGAGGAGUUCUUCGAGAACAUGCACAAGGAGCGCGUGCUGCGGGCCAAGGUGCGCGAGCUCCAGCGCUACCGGCGCAACGGCAUCACCAAGCUGGACGAGUCGGCCGAGUAUGAGGCGGCGCGGCACAAGCGUGAGAAGCGCAAGGAGAACAAGAGCGUGGCGCAGUCCAAGCGCGGCGGCGGGGGUGGGGCUGGCGGCGGGGGCGGCGGCAGCGGGGGCGGGGUUGGCGGGAUCAAGGAGGAGGGCAAGGACAGCGAGUUUUCCGCCAUUGAGAACCUGACGGGCUUCGAGCUGCUCUCUGACCGGGAGAAGGUCCUCUGCAACUCGCUCAACCUCAGCCCCACCCGCUACCUGACGGUCAAAACCAUCAUCAUCAAGGACCACCUGCAGAAGCGGCAGGGAAUCCCCGCCAAGAGCCGGCUGCCCAGCUACCUGGACAAAGUCCUCAAAAAGAGGAUUCUGAACUUCCUGACAGAGAGUGGGUGGAUAUCCCGAGAUGCGUCCUAACAUCUCUCUCUCUCUCCCUGGAAAAUGAUCUUUUUUUUUUUUUGCUUUUGCAUAUGUCUGUUUUUUAUUAUGACCUCUGUAAGUUCCAUGUGGGCCAAACUACUGGAUUUAGCCACCCUUGGUGAUUCCUUCCAUUUUUUUUUUCCAGCGUUGAUUACAGUUUUUCUUGUAAAUGAAUAUAUGUUUACAGGGAAAUGACAUACCGUAUUAAUGGAGGCUAAACAUUAUAUGCAGAGGCACAACAACAGAAUGAAUAUGUUUCAUAAUUUAAGCCAAACAAAUCUUUGUAACUGUGGAGAGUUAGGGAGUUAGGGAGUUGGUAACAUUUUCAGUACGAUGCUCUUAUGUGGAUAGCUGCUGUGGGAGAUGGUGCUGAGUGGGGGUCAAUACCACUCUCUUACGUAUUCACAAGCAGGCAGUUCCAGGAAUGAUUUUGGUCAGGAAUGAUGAGUUGUAGCAAUGAUUGUAUGCGUACCAGCAAUUACUAUAACCGUAACCAAGUGGGCAAAGUUCUAACUAAUAGCAAGUAUUCAUAAGCACCUGUCUUGUCCCCAGACUUCAGUUUGCUAAAAAUGGCAGGGGACAGAGCAUUCAAUGUAGAUAACUGAGAUCUGUCCAUCUGGUGAAUUGAUUAGGUAUCUCUGAUGAAACCAUCACUCCUCCAAGUAGAUGUGUAUUGGAUGAUGAGAGAAUGAGGCCUCAUGAACUCUAAAAUGAUUGGCACGAUCAGUCACUCACCAAUUUGAACCAGUCAUGGUGUUCUUCUGUGGAGAAACAAAAUUUUGAUUGGUUCAUACAAAUCUCUUCAACAGAAUCCCAUAAUGGGGUCAAUGAAGCGUUACUCUUCCAUUAUUCCUGUGUCUUUUGCAGGGGAUUUUGUUAGGCACACAUGAAUCGGAUUCCCAGAGCACGUUCUCUUUAAGAACUCCACAUUUUCAUUGUUCAUUUUCAAGCACCUCUGAAAUUUGUCACAAAGCACCAGACCGCGUCUCGGAGAAUAAACGCAGAAUUUCUUGAUCAGGCAGGUGCUUCAAAUCCCUGUCCAGUACAGCAUCCUGAAAGAGCACAGAGAACCUGACAUUCUUGAACACCUUUACAUCAAAGCAGCUUAUUUUCAUAGAUUUAAAUGGCUUUCCCCGUCAGAGUCUUCACAGGAUUUGUGUGGUGUGGUAGCUUUGUAUAUAUGGUUGGGAAGGACAGAGUCUCUGGAACUUGAGAACACCCAGGGCUCGGACUCAAACAGCAUUACUGUGAGAAAACCAUCUUAUCCAUGUUCAGCCCCACAUGCUUGUAGGGCAGCAUUU
This is a messenger RNA of Megalops cyprinoides (Indo-Pacific tarpon), 2747 nucleotides long. It is a transcript of the gene tada2b, whose product is annotated as transcriptional adaptor 2B. NCBI's taxonomy places the organism in Eukaryota, Metazoa, Chordata, Actinopteri, Elopiformes, Megalopidae. The coding region runs from base 31 to 1443 and encodes 470 amino acids. The record is from RefSeq and is a predicted model, not a curated record. The transcript is spliced from 2 exons. Gene Ontology annotation, biological process: regulation of transcription by RNA polymerase II; chromatin remodeling. Gene Ontology annotation, cellular component: nucleus; SAGA-type complex. Gene Ontology annotation, molecular function: zinc ion binding; chromatin binding; transcription coactivator activity.